UUAAAUGACAGCCUCAGUAGCUUUGGCUUUAUUGAACACAAAGCUGCAGUUUCAUGUCUUAGAAUAAAAAAAAUUGUAAUAAAAAUAAACAUCUGUUGCAGUAGAAAUGUCCUCAGUUGGGUAUUUGAGACAGUUUAUCAGUGAUCGAUUAACCGCAGCCGCCGAGGAAAUAUUCUCAGUGGUCGAAGAAACUAUCGUCCAGUACGAGGAGGAGAUCGAGCGUCAGCGCAGACUGUUGGAGACCACCUGGAAACCCGACAUAAAGUUACAAAGAACAGACUCCCCACAGCAACAUGACGACACGGAGGAGGAAGUUCUCGCUGACCAGCAGCUCUGUAACCAGGACGGGAACUCUAGUCUGGACCGGGAGGAACCAGAGUCUCCACAGAUCAAAGAGGAACAGGACGAACCAGGGUCCUCACACAUUAAAGAGGAAGAUGAGGAACUGUGGACCCCUCAGGAGGAAGAACAGCAUGAACUGAAGGAGGAGGCCGAUAUCCUCAUGGUGACUUGUGAUGAAAGUGACUACAGUGAACCGGAGCUAAACGGCGAACAGCUGUUUCCUCACGACUUUCCUGCAGCUGAAAGUCGAGACCGGGAAGAACGUGAUCACGUGGACUCGGACUCAACUAGUAACACAGAGCUGGUGUCAAAUAAGUCAGAGAGUCAGUGUAACCCUGAUCCAGGUAAAAAGUCUGUGAGGUGUGACACUUGCGGGAAAACUUACCAGUAUCCAUGCCGACUGCUGAUACAUCAAAGAAGCCACACAGGAGAGAAGCCGUACCACUGUACCAUCUGUGGGAAAAGAUUUGUUGACCCGUAUGCGUUGAAGAAGCACACAGUAAUCCACACAGAUGAGAAACCAUUCUCAUGCAACAUAUGUGGGAAAAGCUUCAACCAGAACGCUCACUUAACUAUUCACAUGAGAGCUCACACGGCCGAGAGACCUUACCUCUGCAUCGUCUGCGGGAAAGGUUUCACCGACAUGUGUUCACUGAGAACCCACACGGGAAUGCACACGGGUAAGAAGCCGUACUCUUGCGUAACGUGCGGGAAAACUUUCAGUCAAAACACUCACUUAACCGUUCACAUGCGAACUCACACGGGGGAGAGGCCGUACUCCUGCGAAAUAUGCGGGAAAUGCUUCAUUCACAACGGCAGUUUGACCGUCCACAUGAGAACGCACACAAACGAGAAACCGUUCCUUUGUAGCACGUGCGGGAAAGGAUUUACCGUCACGUCGGCACUAAAAAGGCAUCUGGUAAUCCACAGUGGGGGGAAGACGUAUUCCUGCAAAAUAUGCGGGAAAGGUUUCAAUCAAAGCGCUCAUUUAAACGUCCACGCGAGAACUCACGAAGGCGAGAGCUUGUGAAAUUGUUACAAACUGUGCCUCUUAUAACCGGCGUGGUGCAUUUCAACUUGUAGCAGUAUUGCACUUUUAGUAUGUGUAUGUUAUUGUCUUUUAAUCUAUUUAAUUCUUUUAAUUCUAUGUAUAAUAUUGAGUGUACUGACAAUGCAAUGUUCUAAUUCCUGCACUGACACUUACAUUGUGCAUUAUUUAAUAUUUUUGAUUCUCAUUCUCAUUUAUGAAUGAAUGUCUCCAGGGCUUCUUAUUCUUUUGAGAAUGAAAUGUGCCUCUAUAGACAAAAAAACUAAGUAUUGGUAGGAAGUGUUGUUUUGAUAAAUGUAAUGUUCUGAUUGUACGAAUUUCAUAAUUGUUUUUGUUCAGUUAUAUGUUGAAUGUGAACUAAAAUCAAAAGUGAAGGUUGUCUCAGAGGUGAUUUCUUUUCAUACGUCGCAUGCUGAGGUAGUUUUUUCCCGGGUAGAGUAACUUUUGGUGCCACCUCCUGUUUUUAAUGUCAGUUUUAUCCGUUAACUGUAAAGACAAACAAGCCAUCAGCGACUUGGCCCAUUAGGUCUUCUGAGGAUUUUUGAGAUUUUAAAAACUCUGUGUGCUGUCUUCCAUCGAUUUCUCCACGACUGCAAAUACUUGAAAGUUGAAUCUACAGGCUGCAAUCACUAAGCAUCAGCCAAAACAUUAUGACCACCGACAGUAACAUUGACCAUCUUGUGAUAGUACGAUGUUUCACUGGGAAAGUUUUGAACCUGGCAUUCGUUCAUGUGGACAUGAUCCCCACUAAUAACA
Molecule: messenger RNA, 2146 nt
Organism: Mugil cephalus (flathead mullet)
Lineage: Eukaryota; Metazoa; Chordata; Actinopteri; Mugiliformes; Mugilidae
Product: zinc finger protein 664-like
Exons: 2
Coding region: 107-1372 (421 amino acids)
Source: RefSeq, a predicted model, not a curated record